Messenger RNA from Cooperia oncophora, 3003 nucleotides. Lineage: Eukaryota; Metazoa; Nematoda; Chromadorea; Rhabditida; Trichostrongylidae. The record is from the annotation of a GenBank genome assembly.
AUGUACACUCGUCGUCAAGUUCGUCUGACGUGCUUCCAGUGGAAUAUUAUCUUAAUGACUUGGCUUCUUGGACUUAGCAGAUCUGUUUUCAGCCUUGGAAGUACCCGUUUUAUGAAAGUCGCCCGAGGUCGCAACAGUGAAGGGACUUGUGUAUGGAAAGUAUUUCUCACUCAGGAAGACUCGUCGGCUUACGAGCCUUAUCGAAAGGAACUCUUCCGUAUUCGAGAUGCACUUCUGAAUGCGCCCAAUUGUUGUACAGUGAAAAAGAUCUAUGUAACUCCAAAAUGGGCCGUAUUGAUCCGGCCAUUUCAAAAACAGACCCUCUGUGAUAGGUUGAGUACCAGACCGUUUAUAGUCCAGCAGGAAAAGAUUUGGUACAUUUAUCAGCUGUUCAAAGCUAUUGCACAAUGUCAGAAGGCAAAUGUCUGCCAUGGAGAUUUGAAAUCGCAGAAUGUUCUUCUUUCCUCUUCUAACUGGUUACAAAUCACCGAUUUCGCGCCGUAUAAGCCUACUUACCUUCCUCACGAUAAUCCAUCAUCAUUCACAUUUUUCUUCGAUACUAGUCGCCAUCAGCACUGCUACCUUGCUCCGGAACGGUUUCUUUCGUCUGUAGAUUACGAGAACAUCCACAAGGAAAAAGGAGAUGAAUGGCUCUUUGGCUCACUUCAGUCCUCCAUGGAUCUUUUCGCUGUUGGAUGUGUUGUCUAUGAACUGUUGCACGAGUCCGGAAAGCCUCCAUUUUCCUAUGGAGAGCUUUGUCAUUAUCAAAGAAUGUCCAGCAGUGAUGCGGCGUCAUUUUUGGAGAGAUUACUGCAGGAUAUUGCUCCACAGUUCCGCCCACUGUUGAAGUUAUUAUUGAAUCGCGAUCCGUCUCUUCGUGUUUCUGCACAGCAAGUAUUAGAUGGAUCAGUGCUCCAUUUCCCCAAAGUUCUGGAUGCAUUCUUCAGUUAUCUAAAUGCUUUUCGUCCUAAGGAAAUAACAACAUCACAGUCACUGGAAGGGUUCGAACAGUCACAGAUGACAUUCCAUCUUGAGCCCGAUGACGUCAUUGCCAAGCUCAAACGAGAUGAGAAAUCCAUUUGGGAGCGUCUUACUGAAUGCGAAGAGAACCGUCCUUAUGCCAUCCUUUUCAUAUCGCUCAUCAAAGCAAAUAUUCGUGUGCUGCGAAGUGUACCAGCGAAAAUUGAUGCUAUGAAUUUGCUCGUAAAACUGGCGUCAUUGUGUAGCCCAGUGGUUUCGACAGAGCGAGUAUUGCCAUAUUUGGUUUGCUGCUUAUCCGAGGUCGACGCCCAAGUCCGUGCAUCAGCAGUGUACUCAAUCACGGAACUUCUGCGACCAAUUGAACCAGCAACAUUCGAAGAUUCACUGGUGUUCAUUGAUUACCUGCUCCCAGAACUGUCCUCGAUGUUGACUGAUAAGCGGCAUCCUUGCCCGACCCACGUUCUUCUAGCCGUAGCGACGAACUUAGGUGACAUAGCGGAAACAGCUUACAGGUUCCAUGUAGUUGGACGGAAUUUACGGAACGGCGUUGCGGAUGAUGAAAUUUCAGGCGCAGAAAACAUUUCAGACGACACAAUUCUAAAGCCUAACAAAAAGCCACUCAACUCCCUUUCGCAACGUACCAUGAGGAAAGUUCAAGGUCUACACGAUUUUGAAGAACUGGUGGUCAUAUAUGCGAUACAUUGCAUUAUUGUUCUUGUGGAAACAGGAGUACUGGGAAGGAACGAAAUGCUGGAGCUUUUAGAGGAUACGUUACCGUUUUUAUCACAUCCGAACGAGUGGAUACGAGUAACAGUCGUUGAGCUGUUGAUCGUUCUCGAUUCCCGUUGGUCGCUAGCUGAUGUGCACUGCCGUCUGCUGCCCCUUGUUCGACCUUAUCUGCAAGACUCCUCCCUGCUGCGUCUCAAUAAUAAGCUCGUCGUGCUGACAUGCUUGAAGUCGCCAAUACCUCGGGAUGUGUGGAAGAAAGUGACGGAAAUGAAUCGCGGUUUAAGAGGAAGUGCGAUUACUUGCAACGAUUCGUGGUUCACUCGAGUCUUCGGACGAGAUACUCUUGACUCGGAAUUAUUUGAAAAAUUGGCUCGAUUCAAUCGACUGUUGUUGAAGAUGGCGGAAUUCCGUAGGACUGCGGGGAUGGAAGCUGAACUGACACAACAUAAAGGAAUCAUUGAUCUCUCGUCAAAGCAGCAUGCGAAGGUUCGUCGAAAUGCUCAUAACUACGUGACAAGCAGCAUUUCGCAAACUAAGGUGAUCGCUCCAGCAGAUAUGAAUAGUGAAUGGAAUGAAAUGUUCGGUGAUACUGAACAGAUCAAUGAUGAGAAGUCGUCAGAAGAGCGCAAUGCCGCACACCUGCUCAUGCAGACUAGAUCAAUGCGAACGUCAGUAUGCGGAGCGCAAUUAGCUGAGUUACUACAGCAUAAAAACGAGCUGUUCCACAAAAAACUCGGUUCAGGUGGUCAGAGAAGAAGCUCUAGACCAGGACUCUCUAAUUCCAAGGUCACGGGUACGUUACUGACACAUUUACACGAGCACACGGAUAAAGUUACCCAACUGGCAGCACAACCAGACCGAGCUCGAUUCGCCUCGGCAUCCCUUGAUGGCUACGUGCUGUUGUGGAAUUCGCGAAAUGUUGUCGGAGAUGGCCCCACACCAUCUGUUAGAUCAGAUGCCUCCUUCUUGUAUAACAGAAAUUACCCAAUUCCAUCAAUCGGCUGGGCUAGCAAUGAAAUCAUCGCGGCAGCUAUCGGCGACGGUCAUGUCCUCUGGGUCGACUGUGCAACAAGCGAGCCACGAAUAGUAACAAAGGUUCGAUUACCUAAGCUCGAGGGACCGCCGGAACAGAUCCAUGUGUCCAAUAACGUCACGUAUCUUCGAAGCCAUCAUGGUGCAAUUUACUGUCUUGAUCUAAGCUUCGUGACCUCAUUCGUUGUUGAUCCGAUCAUGGAGAACUGGAUGGUGAUGUGUAGUACGAAUAACGAGCUCAUGCUUUGGGAUCUCAGGUGA